Messenger RNA from Bathycoccus prasinos, 906 nucleotides. Its product is annotated as urease accessory protein ureG. NCBI's taxonomy places the organism in Eukaryota, Viridiplantae, Chlorophyta, Mamiellophyceae, Mamiellales, Bathycoccaceae. Bases 1 to 906 code for a protein of 301 amino acids. Gene Ontology annotation, molecular function: nickel cation binding; GTPase activity. The record is from RefSeq and is a predicted model, not a curated record. The transcript has a single exon.
AUGACGACGCGCGGACACGGACACGGACACGGACACGGAAUGCAUUCCAAAGACGACGAAGAAAAAGUCCCGGACGGUUUCAAGCGAGUGAUGUCAAACGACGACGGCAUCACGUAUUACGAAGAAAUAUCCACGGGACGCAAAUUACACUCGCACGACGGCUUGAAACCGCACUCGCACGACCCGAUACCGAAUAAAGGGUCGUUUUUGAACCGGAGAAUAGCGACGUAUAAGAACAGAGACUUUUCCGAAAGAUGUUUUACGGUUGGGAUCGGAGGCCCAGUCGGUACUGGGAAGACGGCGUUGAUGUUGCAACUGUGCAGAUAUUUCACGAAAGAAGCGACGGAAGCAUCGCACGAGAGAAGAGAAAACAUCGUCGCGGUGACGAACGAUAUAUUUACGAAAGAAGACGGCGAGUUUUUAGCGAAACACGAGGCGUUACCGAUAGAGCGCAUCCGCGCGGUGGAAACCGGCGGGUGUCCGCACGCGGCGAUACGCGAAGACAUUGGCGCGAAUUUGAGCGAAGUCGAAAGCUUAACCGGGAAGUUCAACCCAGAGUUUUGUUUGUUAGAAUCUGGAGGGGAUAACUUAGCCGCGAAUUUCUCGCGAGAGCUCGCCGAUUUUAUCAUCUACGUCAUCGACGUGUGCGGCGGAGAUAAGAUCCCGCGGAAAGGCGGACCCGGAGUAACGCAGGCGGAUUUGUUAAUAAUCAACAAGAAAGAGUUAGCCGACGCGGUUGGCGCGAGCGUGGACGUCAUGACCCGCGACGCUAACGCGCAACGCGAAGGCGGGCCGGUGAUUGUCGCCAGCGUGAAAACCGGAGACGGCGUGAGAGAGAUUGCGGGGCACAUUUUGAAAGCCCACGACGAGGCGAUGUGUUACGGUCACGCGCAUCAUCAUCACUGA